AUGCAACACUCGGCAUCAAGUGCCUCCCUCUAUCAACCAUCAAACAAUACGGGUGUAGAGAAUGAAUUUAGUGAAAUUAUUCCACUGAUCACACAAGCUUUGAUUAGAAAUUUAACGGAUAAAUUAAAGGAAAAGAGAAAAAUUGGUGGAGAGGAAAUUGAAAGGCUUGUCUUGAAAUUAUUAUUGACUGAUUCGGAUACAUUAUCAACAACAACAACAUCUGUUGUACCAUCAAGUGAUGAUGAUGAUAAAUUAAAAAAAGGAGAAAUACUUGUUAAAAAAUUGAUUAGAUAUUUGACAAUCCACUUGAUUGACUCUAUUCAGCCAAAUAUGAAGAAAGGAGGAUUAUGGGCUUUAGGAUCUUGUGCAAUUGCUUUGUAUAGAGAUAUUGGAAAGUAUUUGGAAGAUUUGGUUCCUCCUAUUCUUCGUUGUUUUGGUGAUCAAGAUGCUAAAGUAAGAUUUCAUGCUUCCGAAGCUGUGUAUAAUGUAGCUAAAAUUGCAAGAGGAAAAAUCAUACCACAAUUUCAUGUAAUAUUUGAUGGAUUGUGUAAACUAAGUGGAGAUCCUGACACAACAGUUCAAAAUGCUAAUGUUGUCUUGGAUAGAUUGAUUAAAGAUAUUGUGACAGAAGAUGAAAUAUUCAAUAUCGAUCAAUUUAUUCCAGAGCUUAGUAAGAGAAUUAACACCAACGAUCCAUAUGUUAGACAAUUUUUAUUGAGUUGGAUUAUUGUCUUGGAUUCUGUACCAGAUAUUGAUCUGAUUGAGUAUCUUCCUCAUUUCCUUUCUGGCGUAUUUUUCAUGUUAAGUGAUCCUAAUAGAGAAAUAGUCAAUCAAGCCAAAACAGUUCUUGAUGAAUUUUUAACAGAAAUUGAAUAUUCCUACGAUUCUAUUGAUUUUGGUCCUCUCAUCAAAAUUCUCAUCGCUCAUUGUGAUGAUGCUCCAGGAAGUAGUCUUGCAAAACAAACAGCUAUUAUUUGGAUUUACAAAUUUUUGCUUUUCGACAAGAGAAAGGUAUUACCUUAUCACUCACAGGUCAUUGGUGCUAUUUUACCACACAUUUCCAAUAAUGAAAUGGAUUUGAGAAACGCCAGUACACAAGCUAAUAGUGAAGUUAUGAGAAUAAUAGAGGAUAAAUCAACACCAGAUCAAACUAUUUCAUUCAGUGAUGUGAUGAAAGUCAUCAAGACUGAAUUGCAAAAGCCUUCCAUCCCUAAUAGAAUUUGUGCUUUGAAAUGGUGCCACAUCCUUCUGAAUAAGAAUUUGGACCGUGUAAUGAAGCAUAUCGACAUUAUUUUUGGAUUACUUUUGAAAUCUCUAUCUGACCCUAACGAAGAUGUUGUUUCCCUAGAUUUACAAGUUUUGGCAAUUAUUUCAACCACUGAAGAAAAUUUCCAAAAGUUCUUAAGGUCCCUCCUUCAAAUGUUCCAAAAUGAUAAUAAUUUAUUGACCAAAGCUGGUUUUAUUUUCAGAAAAUUGAGUGUUAUGCUCAAUCCAGAGAAAAUUUUCAAAGAACUCUCAAAUAUCUUAUUAGAUACCAAACAAAGUAAUAUGGAAUUUACAUCAUCACUGGUCCAAACUCUUAAUAUGAUUUUACUUACCAGUAAGGAAUUGUUAGGAUUGAGAACCUCCAUUAAAAAGUCCCAUAGCUCUGUUGAAGGUCAAAAGCUUUUCCAUGAUUUAUUUAAGAGUUGGUGUCACAAUUCAAUUGCCACUCUUACUUUAUGCCUUCUUGCCAAUCAGUACAAAUUGGCAAGCUAUUUAGUUUCUAGCUUUACUGAAAUCGAAGUGACGGUGGAGUUUUUAACACAAAUCGAUAAUCUUGUUCAAUUAUUGGAAUCUCCAAUCUUUGUUGAUUUGAGACUUCAGUUGUUAGAGCCUCACAAACACCCUUAUCUCCUCAAAACAUUAUAUGGGUUGAUGAUGCUUUUACCUCAAACAACAGCCUUCACCAAAUUGAGCAAACGUUUAGAGUGUGUAAAUAGCCUUUGUAUGAUACAAAUGACAGGUCAAAAGAGUCUUGAAGAAGAAAAUUCAAAAGAAGACAAGAGUCUUGAAGAAGAAUUAUUACAACACUUCAAGACAAUGCAAUCCAAGUUUAGAACUAUUAAUGAAAUAGAAACUGAUUAAUUUAUUAAAUUUGUAAUUCAAUUCCCA
Messenger RNA from Naegleria gruberi, 2154 nucleotides. RefSeq names its product vacuole 14 protein. NCBI's taxonomy places the organism in Eukaryota, Heterolobosea, Eutetramitea, Acrasida, Naegleriidae. Gene Ontology annotation, biological process: phosphatidylinositol biosynthetic process; positive regulation of kinase activity. Gene Ontology annotation, cellular component: PAS complex; endosome membrane. The transcript has 2 exons. The record is from RefSeq and is a predicted model, not a curated record. Bases 1 to 2127 code for a protein of 708 amino acids.